Molecule: messenger RNA, 1482 nt
Organism: Syzygium oleosum
Lineage: Eukaryota; Viridiplantae; Streptophyta; Magnoliopsida; Myrtales; Myrtaceae
Product: patatin-like protein 2
Exons: 6
Coding region: 103-1308 (401 amino acids)
Biological process (GO): lipid metabolic process
Molecular function (GO): glycerophospholipase activity; monoacylglycerol lipase activity
Source: RefSeq, a predicted model, not a curated record
AAUACUCCUAUGAUAAUAUUUGUCUUUUAAUUGCUAUCAAUUUGCAAAACGACAAGUCAGUGUUCUGAUUCUUCUUAAGCCGAGCUCUUCUGAGUCUUGUCCAUGGCGAGAAGUGCAUCUCUGAGCGGGAAGAUGGUGACGGUCCUGAGUAUUGAUGGAGGUGGUGUGAGAGGGAUCAUUCCCGGCAUGGUCCUUGCCUUUCUCGAAUCCGAGCUUCAAGAAUUGGACGGACCGGCGUCGAGAAUUGCAGAUUACUUUGACAUAAUUGCAGGGACAAGCACAGGUGGAUUGGUGACGGCCAUGAUUACAGCACCAGAUGAGAAAAAUCGUCCGAAGUUUGCAGCCUGUGACAUUAAGGAAUUUUACUUAGAGAAUUGUCCUAAAAUAUUCCCCCAGAAAAACCGCUGUGGCAUGAUGAGUUCAAUAGUAAGGCUUUUACGGACAUCCAUGGGGCCAAAGUACGACGGAAAGAAGUUGCGAUCCCUGGUCGAUGGCUUUCUCCCAGACACCACUCUCAAGGAAACCUUGACCAACGUCGUCAUCCCGACUUUCGACAUCAAGCAUCUCCAACCGGUCAUCUUCUCCACCAAAGACGCAAAAGCGAAUCCUCUAAAGAAUGCGCGGUUGGCGGAUGUUUGCAUCGGCACCUCCGCAGCUCCCACAUUCCUCCCACCAUACUCCUUCAAGACCAGAGACAAGAACGGGGAGACACGUAGGUUUGAUCUCAUUGAUGGCGGGGUCGCUGCAAAUAAUCCCACCCUAGUUGCUCUGAGCCACAUUAAUAAAGAGAUUCCCUUGCAAAACGAUGAGUUCAAGAACAUAAAUCUAAGAGAGACCGAUCAAAUACUAGUGCUAUCACUCGGUACUGGUACUGGUGCGGCUAAGCAUAAAGGGAAGCAUAGUGCGGCUAAGGCCGCUAGAUGGGGACUUAUCAAUUGGAACUAUAACAAUGGUUUCACUCCGUUGGUUGACAUCUUCAACGACGGGAUCUCCGAUAUGGUCGAUAUUCACUUGUCUACUCUCUUCCAAUGCUUAGAUUGCAAGCAAAAUUACCUCCGGAUUCAGGACGACACCUUGACCAGAAAUCAAUUAUCACUUGAUAAGGCGACCCGGAAGAAUCUAAAUGAGCUCGUGAAAAUAGGGGAGAAUCUAUUGCAGAAACGGGUGUCAAGGGUAAACUUGGAGACCGGUAAGCUUGAAGAGAUUGAUGGAGAAUGCACCAACAAAGACGCGCUCAAGUGCUUUACGAAUCGGCUCUCCAAAGAAAGGAAGAGGCGAGUCGAAGAAAAGAAGAGGCAAAACAAGUAGAAAUUUAUUCAUCCGAAAAUGGUCUGUCGUGAUUCGUGAAGAGGCUUCUUAGAUGAAUAUGAAAUAGUUUAUAGAAUCUUCCAUAUAAGAUAAUUGUCGCAGGAGUAAAGCUCUUCGCGAGAUUGGUAGAAUUUCUUUUGUCUCCUUCAAUUAUGUGAUGUUGUAAUUCAGCCA